AUGUAUAUCGGCCCAUGGCAAGAAUACAAGCUGGCACGGCUGAUACAGCAUCAGCACCAAGCACUUGCUCACGAGUCCGCCAGGGGAGUGGUGGGACGAUCAGGAAGUCGGCCCUCUAGUCAGCGCGGGGCUGAGGCAUCCCCAUCUUCGUCCAGGUCUGGAUUCUCCGGCUUCUCCAGCAACAGCGCUCCCGCACGGCUUCCUGGGCCCUCCGCGCAGGUUCGCCUCAAGGAUUACUGCGACAGUGUAGAGCGGCUGAGCAAGGCGAACGAUCGGAGGCGAUGGGCGCCACCAAGGCCCCGCCUUCCCAGUGGAAGCAGCACCGGUAGCACCCGACCGUAUAGCAGUAGCAGCCGGGGCAGUGACAGAGGCCCAGGCCUCGAAUCUUGCAGCUCGACGAGCUCAGUAGGCAAUGCUGCUGCGAAACGCGCGGCAGGAGGUGCCAGAAAAGCAUCUGGGAAGCCGCCGAAGGCGGCAUCCUUUGAAGAGCAGCGACGAGCUCGAAUCAGACACAUGCAGAGGCUCUACGGCUUGGGCCAGGCCCAGGAGAUGGCUGAGACGCAGCUUUGGGCCAAGAGAUUUACUUUCAAGUUUGAUGAGCUCUCCCAGACCCGCAUGGGCAGCUGCAAAUCCACCCCUUCUCCUGCGGUCGGCACAGCCUCGGAGGAGCCCCCGGCGAAGAUGUCGCAGAAGGCCGAAAUCGAACAGAUCGUGGGCUCUCACAAGGUGGUUGUGAUAGCCAAGUCAUGGUGUCCAUUCUGCACCAAGGUGAAUGUCGCGUUUCAGUCCCUGGGCGUCAGUGACCUCAAGGUCGUCGAAGCCGAUCACCGCCCGGAUGAACUCGACUUCAUGGAGGCCGUCAAGGAGAUCACAGAGAAGAAGGCCUCAGCGAAACCGGGCAUGUCUGGGCUGCGCGUGCGGGACGACCAGACCCCCGCUGCGGUGGUGGUGCCGGUGGUGCAGUUGCUGCUGCAGUGCUUGCUCUCGUCGGUCUUCCGCCCUGCUUCCUGGUACCCUUGGCGAGGUGGCUGCGACAACAUCAUGGAAUUGCGAGAGAAAGGCGAGCUCAAGCCCUUGCUGCAGGAGGCAGGGGCCACCGUACUGCACCGAUGA
Molecule: messenger RNA, 1113 nt
Organism: Symbiodinium sp. CCMP2456
Lineage: Eukaryota; Dinophyceae; Suessiales; Symbiodiniaceae
Source: the annotation of a GenBank genome assembly